Dacryopinax primogenitus is the source of this 949-nucleotide messenger RNA. Its product is annotated as replication protein A subunit RPA32. The record is from RefSeq and is a predicted model, not a curated record. Gene Ontology annotation, cellular component: nucleus; site of double-strand break; DNA replication factor A complex. Gene Ontology annotation, biological process: nucleotide-excision repair; double-strand break repair via homologous recombination; DNA replication. Gene Ontology annotation, molecular function: DNA binding. Bases 25 to 870 code for a protein of 281 amino acids. NCBI's taxonomy places the organism in Eukaryota, Fungi, Basidiomycota, Dacrymycetes, Dacrymycetales, Dacrymycetaceae. The transcript has 5 exons.
AAUUUCUUGACACACCAGCCCUUCAUGUCUAGUCCUUACUAUGGCAAUGCUGGAGGUGGAGGAGGUGGAGGUUUCUCGCGCUCUCCGUAUGGGAGUCAAGAGAGUCCUUCUGGGAACACUCGGAAAGCGGGAACGCAUUCCCUUCGACCAGUCACUGUCAGACAAGUUGUGCAGUCUGAUCACGCUUUUGGUGAUGCCGAAUGGCAAAUCGACGGGUCCGAUGCACCUUCCGUUACGUUUGUCGCACAAGUCCGUGGAAAGGCUCAACAGGCGACGAACACUGCAUUCAGCCUCGAGGAUGGAACAGGACAGAUUGAUGCGAGGCUUUGGUCAGACUCCCAAGACCCCGAUACCGCAGCAGGGAGCGAGAUUGAAAAUGACGUGUGGGUCCGUGUGCAGGGAACUAUCAAAGAAUUCAACAAAAAGAAGCACGUCGCCGCUCAGCGUGUUCGCCCAAUAACCGACAUGCAGGAAGUCUACUAUCACUACUGCGAGGCGCUCUCUGUACAUCUUGAGCUCACAAGAGGUCAGGUAAAGGGCGGCGGAGGUGCGCUGACCUCUGGUGCUGCAAAUGUCCAUGCUCAAGUCAAUGGCCCCACGAAUGUGUCGUCUGACUAUACGAUGGGCGGUGGCGGGGGAGGAACGGCCAACAAUUAUGCCCAUAUGCCAGCGCUGGAUCGUGCAAUCAUGCAAUUCAUUGAGAGUAGCGCGAACUCAGAUGGAUGUCAUCUCACUGCCAUUUCAAGAGCUGUGGCCAGACCCGGUGUUACCGCUGAGCAGAUCAGUCUGGCUCUGGAGAGGCUGUCAGAUGAUGGGCACGUAUAUAACACUCACGAUGACAACCACUUCCAGUCUGUGAAUAUGUCAUGAGCGGAUGCACAGCCUGUAUUUCUCUUAUGGUCUUCUACUCUUACUCAACCCCGAGGAACUUCUACUCCAUCUGAAGUUG